Molecule: messenger RNA, 3762 nt
Organism: Adineta steineri
Lineage: Eukaryota; Metazoa; Rotifera; Eurotatoria; Adinetida; Adinetidae
Source: the annotation of a GenBank genome assembly
AUGUCGCGAGCUAUCCAACGGCUUAUGAAAGAUUACCGUAAAGCAGAAAAGUUAGUGGGACGUUCAUCUAAUGAGCCAUUUACCGAUUUUGCUAAUGCGGCGUCUUUAUCAACACAAACAUAUGCACAACAAAUGGCACAAUUAAGACGAGAUCCGGAAUUAUCGCAGGAUGAAAAAAAAUAUCUUGUUGCUGUUGAACGAGGAGAUAUGGCUACAACUCGAAGGUAUCUUGAUGUGAGUUCUACAACACCAUCCACUUUAACAAAUAAUGACACAUCAAUUGCACCAAUCAAUAUUAAUUGCUUAGAUCCACUAGGUCGAAGUUCACUCUUAAUAGCUAUUGAAUAUGAAAAUAUUGAAAUGAUUGAAUUGUUACUUAAUUAUAAUAUUGAUACAGGUGAAGCAUUACUUCAUGCUAUUGAUGAAGAAUUUGUUGAAGCUGUGGAACUUCUUCUCCAUCAUGAAGAUCUUCGACAACAACAACAAAAACAAGCAAAGAGCAACAAUGUUGAAGAAGAUAAAAGUAAAUGUCAAAAAAAUACAACAAUAAAUGAUAAAUCAAAUCAAUUAUUUACACUUGCCCAAGUUGCAUUAGGAAAAGAGAAAAAAGAUGAUGUACAACAAUCAUCACAAGAUGUUUCGAAUAAGUUAAAAACAGCAUGGUCUUAUUUCCAUACAUCGAAAACAAAUCUGCCUUCGAAACAAGCCGAUGGUGGUGUUGAAAAUAUAAUUACCACUACUACUGAUGACAAUGAGGUAAGCGAACAGCUUAACUUAAGUACAUCUCGUUCUUAUACACCUGAUAUUACACCUGUUGUAUUGGCUGCACAUCGAGACAAUUAUGAAAUUGUUAAAAUUCUUCUUGAAAGAGGUGAGAAGGUCACCGAACCACAUGAUGUUCGUUGUGAUUGUGAAAAAUGUCUUGUAUAUAAUAAAGAAGAUAGUUUAAGACAUUCACGAUCACGUAUAAAUGCAUAUAAAGCAUUAUCAUCACCAUGUUAUAUAUCAUUAUCAAGUCGUGAUCCAAUAAUGACAGCAUUUGAUUUAAAUCGUGAAUUAAAACGUUUAUCACGUAUAGAAAAUGAAUUUAAACAAGAAUAUGAACAAUUAGCUCAACAAUGUCAAGAUUAUAGUGCAGCAUUAUUAGCGGAAACACGUUCAUCAAAAGAAUUAGAAAUUAUUUUAAAUUAUGAUACAGAAAAUCCACCGGUGCUAUCAGAUACAACAGAAAAAAUGACUUUAGCAAGAUUAAAAUUAGCUAUACGUUAUAAACAAAAAAAGUUUGUUUCACAUUCACAUUGUCAACAAUUACUUGCUUCUCUGUGGUAUGAAGGGUUACCAGGUUUUCGACGUCGUCAUUCGGUGAUUAAAAUUUUUAUAACAACUUUUGUUGGUUUACUUUUUCCAGUAUUAUCAAUUGCCUAUUUAUUAAUGCCAAGAAGUAGUAUCGGUAGAAUAAUGCGACAACCAUUUAUUAAAUUUAUCUGUCAUUCUGUUUCAUAUAUUUUCUUUCUCAUUUUACUUUUUGUUGUUUCAUUACGAAUUGAUUUUGGAAAAAUAUUAUCAGGUAUUGAAGAAGAAACAAAUGAAAGACGUGGUCCACCGCCCAAUCCAGUUGAAUUAGCUAUUAUGCUCUAUGUAGCUGGAUUUAUUUGGGCUGAAAUAAAACAAUUAUAUCAAGAAGGACUUCAUCAAUAUAUGGCGGAUACAUGGAAUUUACUUGAUUGGAUUACUAAUUGUCUUUAUGUUGCAACGAUCGUUCUUCGUGUCAUGGCAUUUGUUAAAAUAAAUCGAGAAGAAAAUGAUUUACAACGAAAAUUAGGAGGUGUUCAUCAUGGAAAUACAUCAUCAGGUGUUCAUCCAACUCAUCAUCAUCCUCAUAAUAUAACAGCUGAAUCCGGUACAUUUUCAACUGGUCAUAAUGUUCGACGACGAGAUUGGAAUGCAUGGGAUCCAACAUUAAUAUCUGAAGGAAUAUUUGCUGCAGCCAAUAUAUUCAGUUCACUUAAACUUGUUUAUAUAUUUACAAUAAAUCCACAUUUAGGACCAUUACAAAUAUCUUUAGGACGUAUGGUUCAUGAUAUAUUAAAAUUUAGUGUACUUAUUAUGCUUGUGGCAUUUGCAUUUGCAUGUGGCCUUAAUCAAUUAUUUUGGUAUUAUGCUCGUAUGAAAAAACGUGAAUGUGAAGAGGAUACAACAGGCACCGAUGAAUAUUGUUUGAAAGAAAUUCAUAAACAUUUUUCUAAUCUUUUUGAAUCAUUACAAACUUUGUUUUGGGGAACAUUUGGUUUGAUUGAUUUGCAAACAUUUCAAAUAUAUAAAAAACAUACAUUUACAAUGUUUAUUGGUUUACUUAUGUAUGGAGUUUAUUCAUCUAUAAUGAUUAUUGUUCUACUUAAUAUGCUUAUUGCUAUGAUGAGUAAUUCAUAUCAAUAUAUAGCUAAUUCAACUGAAACUGAAUGGAAAUUUGCAAGAGCUAAACUUUGGACAAGUUAUUUCGAAGAUGGUGGAACAUUACCACCACCAUUUAAUAUUGUUCCAAGUCCGAAAUCGAUUUGUUAUGCAUGCCGUUAUUUAUAUCGUCGAGUAUUUGGUUGUUCAAAAACACAUCUGAGGAAUCGUUGGCAAAGUAUAAAGAAAAUUCUUCUUAAAAUUAAUGAACGUGAAAUCAAAUAUCAAACAGUCAUACGUGAAUUAGUUAAACGAUAUAUAAUGAAACGUCAACAAAAAGAUCAAACUGAAGGUGUAACAGAAGAUGAUCUCAAUGAAAUCAAACAAGAUGUAUCAGCAUUUCGUUUUGAACUAUUAGAAAUUUUAAGCAUUAAUGGAUUUAAAGUUCAAUCUUUGAAGAAAAAUCCAGAUACAGGCAAAUUUGAACCAGUUGAGGCCUCAACAAGAUCUGCACGUGUUGGUCGAAAACGAGGCAAAAUGAAUUUAGAAAAAACAAUGAAUAAAAAUAUGUUUAGUAUAUCAUCAGCUAUAGCGGAUGCAAAUCCAUUAGUAGCAAGAGAUCGAAUACAAAGUGAUCAAAAUGAACAACAGGAUCCAUCUUCACCAUCAUCACCACUUGCAGCAUUACUUUCAAAUCCAAAACAAAAAUUAACUUCACAAUUUAAACGUACUAUUGCAUUGAUUAAACAAAAAAGUGAUCCAUCAAAUGAUUUAACAACUACAUCAUCAUCACCAACACAUUCAAGAACUAUAGAAAAAUUAAUUGAUUCAACAAUUUUAACAAGUUUAAUUGAAGAAACAAGUCAAAUCAAUGAUAGUAGUGAUAGGAAUCGACUAUUACCAUCAUCGCCAUCAACAACAACAAUAACACCGAAAUCACCAUCAUUUGGACAAAUUAAACCACAAGCAAUACGUUCAUCAUCAAGUCAAAUAACACCAAAUAUUGAUACUGAUAUAAAUACUUCAACAGCUGCUACAAUUAUUACAAUGGAUUCACCAGUUGUACGACCACCACUUACUCAUUCAACUAGUCCAUCAGCACGAAUGGUUAAACAAAGUUUGCAACAAAUACAUUCUUCUAUUUUACAAACUAUGCAGCAACAUCAACCAUUGUCAUCACUAUCGCAACCACUGCAACCACCAUCUACAUCAUCAUCAUCGGCAACAUUAAGUCCAACAUCAACAUCAACAGCAGCAACAAUGGGAUAUUAUCGUUUAUCACGCGAUGGUCGUGCACCAAUGGCAUCACCUGAACCUAUCUCAAUGACGUCUGAUGAGAGUUCAUGUACGCCCGAUUUAGAAAUCCUGUGA